Molecule: messenger RNA, 1692 nt
Organism: Didymosphaeria variabile
Lineage: Eukaryota; Fungi; Ascomycota; Dothideomycetes; Pleosporales; Didymosphaeriaceae
Exons: 1
Coding region: 1-1692 (563 amino acids)
Source: RefSeq, a predicted model, not a curated record
AUGGCUGAGAUGGCCGACGAGCUAUCCGCUAAUGCAGAGGACCUUCAACAGCAACGCGCCAACGGUGCUGCGACUGAAAUUUCUUUCGACUACUUUGUCCGACUUCUCCGACGAGACGACGCUCGUGAAAGACUGCUCGAAUUCGUCUAUGACACCAACUUCAGGGGUCUAUAUGUGGCAACUCGACCUUCUGCGCUUUCGACAGCCUCAGUUCCGAGCGUGACACCUGCUUCAGACCAUGUCCCAAUAACAGCACCUCGUUCACAAGUACCAGUGUUGCCGAGCUUGACCCCUAGUACGGACCCACCUACUACACCUCAGCCCCAGCCAGCGAUAUUGACCCAGAUAACGGAGGUAAUGACCCAGGACGAAGCCCCGGGCUCGGUGGGCAAACCAGACGAGGACUCUGACAGCGAACUCGAAUACGAUGAAUGGAUCGAAGAGUAUGUUCCUAAGAGACCGAAAGUUCGAGAGUAUGAGCUACUCCCUCUCGAUCAAGCAAUCAUCGUGGACGGAGGCCAUCCCAACUGGCCGGCUGUACAGAAGGCUAUCAAGGAAGUGGAAAAGAAGCGUCGCGAGCGUGAGGAACGUGAGGAACGCGUUAGAGGCCCGAUUCUCUUGGAAACCGCGCUCAAAGAACAUACCGGAGGCCUGAAGCGAAAGCAGUUCGACAGCGUCGACGAACCUGAUGAUGGGGACUCGCAGCCGCCUCAGAAGAAAGCGAAGGAUGCAUCCUUUACUGAAACUUUUGAUACGGUACGGGUCAUUGAUCCAAAGGGCGAUACUGAGGUACCCAGUAAAUUCCCGCUGAAGCCAUCCAAGACAGCUAUUGGCACGCUUGAUGCUAAUCCUUCUGUACAUACGAUCGAUAAGAAAUCUCCGCCAUCGGUGGCGACCGAGGCUAGUACCUCAGCUGCGCAGGCACUCAACGAUACAGUGGUUGCAGACAAUACUACAUCUCACGCCGAAUAUGUUGACGAGACGCCAGAAGCUGAGGAAAGUCUUCUACAGCUCUCUAAGCAGGACGCCACCCUGCAUGCAGUUCCUGCGCCUCCAAAGUCCCCAAGGGAACCUAACAAUGAAGUACCUGUAUCUUCUCAGGCUUCUGAACAAGAAGAUGCAAGCUCAGCGCUAAAGCAGGUGAGUACAUUGACACCGUGGCAACCCCCUCCGGAGAUAGAGAAUUUAAGACUCUCUAAGAACAUCAAUCUCCAUCCCUCAAGGCAACUAUUAGCUAAAGUCACGAAGCCUAGGAAAGAACCGUACGUUUUCGCCGGUAAGCGCCCAUCGAAGCGAAAGGCAGCACAAGAACCUGAUGAAGAAACUCGCCCCGCCAAGCGCCGAAACAAACAACCGGCGAAAGAUGAACAGGAUGCUCGCCCUGCAAGCCAACGCAGCAAGCGGAAGGAAAAGGUCGACGUCCAACCCUCCCGUCGGUCGACACGACUGAAUAAAGACAUUUCCUCCGAACGUGAAGAAACCCUUGCGCCCAAUGCUCCACAAUCCGUUGCACCCGCCCACGAGCCAAACUUGAACAUGGCUCCUGCUGCUGAGCUAUCUUCCAAGCCCGCAUCUCCGCCCCGUCGACUGGUCACGGUGACCAAGAAAGAGGGCUCGAGGCCGCGGUUGAUGGUAAAGAUUAAAAUCAAUCAAGCGAAGCUGGCUAAGGCUACGCGCUUGACUCAUCCGUAA